Microthlaspi erraticum is the source of this 1032-nucleotide messenger RNA. The record is from the annotation of a GenBank genome assembly. Lineage: Eukaryota; Viridiplantae; Streptophyta; Magnoliopsida; Brassicales; Brassicaceae.
AUGAAGAAAGUCAACUUUGUGUCUGCUGAGGAGAUGGAACCAGUCCAAGAAGGGGAGGAUACACAAUUUGCUGAGGUGUGCUACAUGAGCAAUGGGCAAGGAGGUUACAACAAAGGAUACUAUAAUUACAAGUCCAACCCUGCCAUGUCAUACCGCAACACUGAUGUUGCUAACCCUCAGGACCAAGUAUAUCCUCAACAACAAGCAGCUCGAUCGAGUCAGGUGCCACAACAUGGGUAUGGUCAAAAGAACAAUUACCAAGGACCACAAGGCACUUUCCCUGGACAACAAAUGAAUAUCCCACCAGGCUUUCCCCACCAACCGCCCCAGCCUGCACCUUCACAAGAGAAUGAGCUCAAGGCAAUGCUAAAGCAACUACUUCAAGGGCAAGCUGAUGGGCAAGGACAACUACCUGGUAAAGCUAUUCAGAACCCCAAGGAACAGUGCAAGGUCAUCUUCACUCAAGAAGGACUUGUUGAAGAAGAGGAUCAAGAAAGGGUCAUUGAAGAUUUUUGUUUACUGCUGAAUGAUGAAGAGAUUGUUGCUGCUGAGGCUCCUGGAGUCCAGAUUGAUCAACCAGAAGUGCAUGCACCUACUGUGGCCAUUCACACUUCACCAGUUGAGCUCGCACGACAAGCUCGAUCGGCAGCUCGAUCGAGUCCAACUCUAGCUCGAUCGAGUCCGACCUCUUCUGUCCGACAGCCUGUUUUGCUUGAUCCUUACCAACCGGUUGCCGCUUCCUCGUCUCGCCUACUUAGUCAAGGUCACAAGGAAGUGAUUCACAAGUUCAGAAGAGAUCUCAGUGGGAUUGGAAUUGAGUUGCCUCCUAUGGAUAGCAUGAGUGAGGCAUUUGAUCAAAUGCAAAUGGUCAAGGAUGUUCUGCCAACAGUGAUAAAGUUUCAGAGGUCCUACAAGAGUCUACUCAUCAGUUCAACCUGCUUACUUCACCCACCUUCCUACCAAAGGUCAAGGAUCAAGGGAAAUUCACUCUCCCUUGCACACUUGGGCAUCUUGAGAUUGACAAUGCCUUAG